CGGAUUCACAAAAGUAUCCGAUGAUGAAAAUGACGAGAUAUCUAGGACAGCGUGAAGCGCAGCACUUCGACGAGCAGCUGAUGAGUUCUACGCACGGUUUCAGCAUUGACCAACUGAUGGAGUUGGCGGGUCUCAGUGUGGCUACGGCGGUCGGGAAGCAGUACCCCACUAAUACAAAAUCGACGGCAGCGACCGGCGGGUUCAAGCGUGUGCUGGUGGUCGCCGGCCCGGGUAACAACGGCGGUGACGCGUUGGUUGCAGCACGUCACUUGGUGCAUUUUGGGUAUUCGCCGAGUAUUUUGUAUCCGAAGCGCAGUGCGAAGCCCCUUUUCCAGGGACUGGUGACGCAGUGUGAGCAGUUGAAGAUCCCGUUUAUUGAACAGAUCCAGAACGCCUCGGAUGUGGAUGCCGCGUACGACUUAAUCUUGGACGGCAUUUUCGGGUUUAGUUUCUCUGGAGGCAUCCGUCCACCAUUUGACCACGUUGUCGGCACGCUGCAAAAGUGUCAGACGCCGAUCGUGUCUAUUGACAUUCCGUCGGGAUGGCACGUUGAGAAAGGGAAUGAAAGUGGAGUUGGCUUGGAGCCGCAAAUGCUGGUCUCGCUAACUGCUCCGAAACUGUGUGCGAAGCUUUUUACUGGCCCUGAUAAGGUUCACUAUGUCGGAGGUCGAUUCGUGUCUAAGUCGCUGGCGGAAGAAUUCAACCUGGAGCUGCCCGAAUACCCCGGUGUGGAGCAGUGCGUGAAGGUUCCAAUCCCGUACUGAAGCCAGCAAGGAGAUCUGCGGUCUCGAGUGUGACUGCAAGUGCUCCGUUCUUUCGUGCCAAAUCGACAGUGUCAACAACCUUUCAAUCUAAUUGAUGCCGUUGCAGCUUUGUAGUGUCCUCUUUGUCAUCUUUGCGAUCGGCUCGUCUCAGCACGAAGUGCGUGGGUAUCACCUGUAGUCAGUAGAUGCCUGGCUUAUCACGGUUUCGCUGC
This is a messenger RNA of Phytophthora nicotianae INRA-310, 976 nucleotides long. Its product is annotated as YjeF family domain-containing protein. Gene Ontology annotation, cellular component: mitochondrion. The transcript has 8 exons. Gene Ontology annotation, molecular function: NAD(P)HX epimerase activity. Bases 21 to 764 code for a protein of 247 amino acids. Lineage: Eukaryota; Oomycota; Peronosporomycetes; Peronosporales; Peronosporaceae. The record is from RefSeq and is a predicted model, not a curated record.